Molecule: messenger RNA, 693 nt
Organism: Spea bombifrons (plains spadefoot toad)
Lineage: Eukaryota; Metazoa; Chordata; Amphibia; Anura; Pelobatidae
Gene: DYNLT1
Product: dynein light chain Tctex-type 1
Exons: 5
Coding region: 77-418 (113 amino acids)
Biological process (GO): microtubule-based movement
Cellular component (GO): cytoplasm; cytoplasmic dynein complex
Molecular function (GO): dynein intermediate chain binding
Source: RefSeq, a predicted model, not a curated record
CGCGAUGGUGCAUGCGCAGUAGGCUAGUGUGAGGUUGCGUGCGCAGGCGGCUUGGUGCAGAGACGGUGGUUGUAAGAUGGACGAGUUUCAGACCGCGGAAGAGUCUUCCUUUGUUGUGGAUGAAGUAACCAACAUUAUAAAAGAGUCUAUAGAAAGUGCAAUAGGAGGAAAUGCCUACCAACAUAACAAGGUCAACCAAUGGACCACCAAUGUGGUGGAGCAAACACUGAGCCAACUUACAAAACUGGGCAAGCCAUUCAAGUACAUCGUGACUUGUGUCAUUAUGCAGAAAAAUGGUGCAGGACUUCACACUGCAAGCUCCUGUUUCUGGGACAACUCAACAGAUGGAAGCUGUACAGUGAGAUGGGAGAACAAAACUAUGUACUGUAUAGUCAGUGCCUUUGGACUUGCAAUAUAGCUUUCAAUUUUGAGCAUUACUUUGUUUUGACAUUCUUCCCUUCUCAGUCUUGUCACAUACUUUGCGUUUGAACAGAUUUAAAAAAAAAAAAAAAAAAAAAAGUCAUCCGGUUUCUAACACCUACUGAUGGAAUUGUAUGAAUUCGUAUAUUUUCAACUUACUUGUAUUCACUAGGUGCUGUAACUUAAAAGUGCCACAAUCAAACUUUAAAUUAAACAUUUAAUACUCACAUUUAACAUUUUAGCUAGUACUAAAUAAAUUAUUACUGGAAACAA